Messenger RNA from Aureobasidium subglaciale EXF-2481, 2079 nucleotides. RefSeq lists its product as uncharacterized. The transcript has 3 exons. Bases 1 to 2079 code for a protein of 692 amino acids. The record is from RefSeq and is a predicted model, not a curated record. Lineage: Eukaryota; Fungi; Ascomycota; Dothideomycetes; Dothideales; Saccotheciaceae.
AUGCAAUCCAUGCGACCAUAUCUAGACUGGCAGACCACGACAUCCUAUCUAAAAGAUCCCCCAAAAGAUUACGCGGAAAAAGUUCAAGCACCAUAUAACUUUUGGAGCCAUUUCGAUGCUGUGGAGGAGAAUGUUGCUCGUGGAUCUUAUGCUAGUGAGUAUGAAUUUGGCUGGGAUCUUUAUCAACUCACUGCUCGGGCUCAUGAUGGCCAUUUCAAUUACAUCCCAGACAGUGUUGGAUUCUUUGCUUUUGGACGCACCACUGCACUCGUCUCUGUAUCUGAGGAUGGCAGGAGUUUGCCCGUCGUUUACGCAUACAUUGAUAUAUUGGAGUCGCAAGCUGUAAACACUUCCUCUCCUUUCAAACCAUCAGAAAUCGUGCAAAUCGAUGGACGAAACACGACGGAUUUCUUGCUCGAGUGGUCGCAAUUCGGGACUUUGCAGGAUAAAGAUGCUCUCUGGAAUAGUCUAUUCUAUGUCCCUGCUCAAGUCUCGCUUGGUGCUGAUGGAAUGGGAACUGGAGCUUUUACGGGCAAUGGUCGUGGUCGCUUUGUUUAUCCAGGUCCUAGGACAACUCUGGCCUUUGCAAAUGGCACUAAUGUGACGAGUGAGAAUUUUGCAAAGCCAUCGAGGUUUUAUGAGAAUAUUACUUCUGGAGAAGAUAUUUACAGGAGUUUUAUACCGCAGGAUCCAAAAGUUUAUCUUGAUGCGUUCGAGAUUAUGCGGGAAAAGGAGAAGGAGGAGAAAGAUGCUCCUCCUUCAGAGUCAGGAUUGGAGUAUGAUGAUGAUGAUAUUGCUACGAUCAAGCAAGCUUCAGAGGACAAAGUGUUUGCUGCUGGCUAUCCAACGCCGAUCAACCAUACACGCGGCAAUCUCAAUGCAGGCUACUUCCUCGACGGCCCUGAGUACGAAGACGUGGCAGUCUUAACCGUAGCAUCCUUUGUCGGCAGCAUGGGCUCCGAGCUCGCUUUCCAAUCCGUAAACACCGACUUCAUCGCCGCCGCUCUGGCUGCCAACAAGACCAAACUCGUCAUCGACGUCAGUGCAAACGGCGGUGGUACAAUCCUCCAAGGCUACGAUCUCUUCAAACAGCUCUUCCCCACCAUACACCCAUAUGGAGGAAAUAGAUUUCGCGCACACGAAACUAUUGAUCAAUUGGGUCAGGUAUACUCUGAAGCCGCACGUCCUUAUAACCGCAGUGAGCCGCAAAAGACCGACAUUUUGGAUGCCACACUGUCCACUUGGAAUUAUCGUAGUGAUGUGGAUAUAAACGAUGACCCCUUUUCUUCUUGGAAAGACAAAUAUGGUCCUCAUCCUCAUGGACCGGGGAAUGAUUCUUUUACCUCGAUUAUGCGGUGGGAUCUCCAGGAUCCGAUGAUUACUCACAUGUCAGGCGGUAUCCAUGUAUCCGGUCACGGCAAACGCAGCAACGUCUCCACCAUCCAGCCCUUCAAGACCAAAAACAUCAUCUUGAUCUACGACGGCUACUGCGCCUCCACCUGCGCCAUCUUCUCCGAAUUCAUGCGCCGAGAAGCAGGUAUAAAGACAAUCUCACUCGGCGGCCGACCAUCCCUGCACCCCAUGCAAGGGGUAGGAGGAGUAAAAGGCACAAACAUCUACCCCUGGCGAGCAAUUUGGCAAGAAGUACAAGGAGCCUUCCACAUGGCCAACGAAACCCUAGGCAAAGAAUUAAAUCACACAUCUCUGGGCAAAUACACACAAUUACCACUUGUGCGUGCCGUGGCCGCUUCGGCAAACGUUCGCGAUGGGAUCCGCAGGAUGGAUGAAGAUGACACGCCUUUGCAAUUUGUGUAUGAGCCUACUGAAUGCAGGAUAUUCUACACGCCGGCUAUGGUUGUCGAUCAGGCUGCUGUGUGGAAGACUGUAGCCGAUACGGUGUGGGGCAGAGGGAAUGCAUGUGUGUUCGAGGUUGGAAUUGCUGGCACUGAUAAUGUCAUGGCGGUGCAAAGGGUACAUGGUAUCCGUGCGGACUUUGAUAUCGAGGAGGCGUGGAAGGGAUUGGAGGUUGAGACGGAAGAGGUUUGGGAGCGUCGUGGUGAUUGUGUCAUGAUGCCGUGA